Messenger RNA from Gregarina niphandrodes, 1956 nucleotides. RefSeq lists its product as hypothetical. Lineage: Eukaryota; Apicomplexa; Conoidasida; Eugregarinorida; Gregarinidae. The coding region runs from base 1 to 1956 and encodes 651 amino acids. The transcript is spliced from 3 exons. The record is from RefSeq and is a predicted model, not a curated record.
AUGGACACGGGGGAGUGCAUCCGACCCUAUACGUACCACUUGGCACACAACCCGGCGCUGCCACAGGCCUCACUGGCCGACCUGGCUGGUGAGGCGUGGGUCUUCCUCGACAGGGUCUGGCUCAGCCACCGUGACGCUGAGGCACUCACCACGGCCUGCACCGGCACCUACAAGUACCAUUGCCAGUCGUGCAAUGACGAUCGCAUCGUCCGGCUCGUCUCCGUCGUCAACGACCUUAGUGCGGAGUACCGAGACUACUGUUGUCCGUUGUGUUCGCCUGGCGACCACUCAUCGGUGGACCCGGGGCCGGGGGUGCAGAAGUUGCGGAGCGAGAAGGUGGCCACGCCAGUGCGACUGUAUCGCGACCUGGAAGGGGGGCAGGUGGACGGAUACAGUCGCAUAUAUCAGGGCAAGACAGCGCUUAACGGGCAGACAAUGAAAGUAGAGUGUGCAGCGGCAGAUGAGUUGGGUCUAACGCCUAACUCGCUCUGCGGUCUGCACCUCAUCCAUUGCGGCAAACGCUGGUACUGCCUUGCCGCGUAUCCACCGCAAUUGGGCGCUGACAAGAAGACCGAGGCUUGGAGGGGGACAGGGGCCUGGAACACAGCGGGGGUCUGGCAAAUCCAGCGCCGUACCACCCCGCGUCAGACACAACCUAACAGCCAACCGCCUUGGUGCGACAUGGACAGCUACAACACGAGCAGUUACAACACCGUGGCCAAUGAUGGGGAUCGGCACGAAGAUGAUCGGCUCGAUGAUGGCCGCACGCAAACUCGCGAGACUUGGAACGGGAGUAGCCGAAGAAGUCAUUCGCUCAAAGUGGUUGGAGAAGAAGUCCCGCGGCUGCUGCAAGGCGACCUGAGGGCAUUUGAGGACGAGCUUGGGGCCGCCGAAAGGGAUUUGAACGACGCCGAGGGGGUUUCGGACGCCAGGGGGGACUCGGAAGAUGGGAGUGGGGAAGCCGAGUACCGGCCGAGCCGCGGUGAGGAGGGGAGUGGGAAGGGUUCGUCAUCGGGCAGGUCGUUGACGACGAUGAGUACGUGGGGUCGGACUCCGCGGCUGCAUGGGGCGGGGAGUCCGGGUGACACUCGGAACCCGACGGUCGCGAGUUCGAUUCCGGCGGCGGCCGCGUGGAGUCGGUUGUUUGAGAAGACGCAAUGGUACGCGGAAAGUUCAAGUGCUCAGGGGCUGACAUUACUGAGUCUAAGUCACUGCGUUGCCGCACGCGUCGGCUCCCGACCGCUUCAUGUUUUAGUGUUUGCACACGAUGCCAAGCAUAUGUCCUACCUCAUGCGACUAAUCGGCCAUGUAACCUUGCUGUUCACUCGUAGUCCCCAAAUAGUACAAGACGUGGCACUCCAAAACCCCCACAGCGUCCUGGCCCUUGACUGGAGCAUGGUCAACAACUCGAAAACGGCAAUACAAAAAAUGAUGGAUGAAAUUGGCGAGUUCCUUCGACAGAUCCACGUCACACUUUGGAGUGAAGUGCCGAGUCUGCUGAAGGGACUGUCUCUGGAGCCCUUUGCUUUCACACUCAUCUUUCGUGAGGUUACCGCUGCCACGGCAACCAUUGCCUACUGGAAGCUUACUGAAGGAAAGGAGGGACGGGAGACAGCUGAUUACAGCCACCUGUUCAUGACCGACGACCGAGACGCUGGAGUCGACCUGGAAGACCUGCAACGUGUGCUCAGGACGUCAAUGGGCCCGUCCUACGAUGUCUUCGAAUCCGUCAUGAGCGGGCUCACUCAAUAUGCGGGGAGAUGCAGUGCUCUCGCUGUCUCUGCACUCACCCUCCUCACGCAAUAUAAUUUCAGAUUCUGGGAAGUCUUGGGGGGCGAUCGAGACUGUAAACCUACACAAAAAGACCUACACAAAAAGAUAUACACCGAAAAUAGACCCUUAGAACUCGACCACGUCCCUCCCUCUGUUAUGAAUCAACGUGUGUGUCAGAUUUGA